GCGUGCGACAGCUUGCCCACGGGCAGCGUCUGCUCGACAUCGCCCUCUGCCGACUCAUUAUAGCUAUAUCAUCGUGUAUCUUUGCAUUCUCACGGCUAUUAUACUGUCAGAUUAGAAUCUCUUAUCCUUAUCCCACCUUAUAUACCCGCCACCUUCCACCAUGACUCCUCGUCGCUCCUCUCGUGCCCGUACCUCCCAACCCUCUCCCGCCAUACUUCAACACACGAAUUCCUCGAGUUCUUCCGCCUCAUUGACUCGCGAGAGAAGUACUCGUUCCAACGCUAAGAAUCCGUCCCCUCAGGGGUCGUCGGGCCACCGCUCCCAAUCCAUCGACGAUGCCGACGCCUCCAAACUCGACUUCCCACAAACAAGGCAGCGCCAGCGCGCCCGGGGAGACGAAGAUAUAGAUAAGAUUGCUGAGGUGGAGGAAGAGGAGGGCGAAGAAGAUGAAGAAGAGGAGGAGGAGGAAAUAACCAGGUGUCUCUGUGGCCAACAGGAAUACCCAGGCCUGCCCCCUUCUCGUCGGGACCUCCUCGGUCGCAAUGGUUUGCAUGGGAGAGUUAAAGAUGACCCCAUCUUGAACUUCUCUGCGGACUCGUCAGACUUAAUGUCUGAUGAUAUCGGAAGUAUGUUCAUUCAGUGUGAUCAAUGUAAAGUUUGGCAGCAUGGUGGCUGUGUCGGAAUCAUGGACGAGGCCAUGAGCCCCGAUGAAUAUUUCUGUGAACAAUGCCGCAAAGAUCUUCACAGAAUAAAGCACGAGCCAAAUGGGCAAUACUCGUCUCAGUAUCUUCCAGUCGCCCCGCCCUCCCCUGCUUCUUCCUCCCGAGACUCGUCCCGCGAUAAUUCCAAGCGGGCGAAAGAUUCCAAAUCGCGACAAAAUGAUCCAACUAAUCCUAAGCGUCGGUCGACGAUGAACAGUCGCGACGCUGCUUACGACGAAGAAGAGCAGAUUCGUCGUGCAAUCGAGGAAAGCAAGGAGGAAACCAAGCCAGCUUCAGAAGAGAUUGCAGCUCGGAGAGGGAAAAGAAGUCGAAGUGAUAGUGAAGCUCACAAACAAGCGGCGAAGCGUCAGCGCACAAGCUCACCGUCGCCCGGGGCUGCUUCAAAUAAACAAAGUAAUUCGGUAUCCCAGCCCGUAUCAGAAGACGAAAAGGCCAAGGCUGCCACAAACGGGACUCGAAGACAGAGAGCUGCAUCCCGAAGCCAGCAUAACAAGGAAACCAAGGAUGCUGAGGAGCCUGAGGUCGAACCGCCAGAGGCGACAAACCGUAGAAAGGGAAGGUCAGAUCGACGGAAAGGUGACGGAGCAGACUCGGACCACGAAGCGGUUUCGCCAACAAAAACAGUUGCGACUAAUCCAGAACCACCACAACCGAGUCCGGAGACAACAGCUCCUGCUCCAGAACCUGCACCUUCCCGUCCAUCUACACGGAAGUCCGGUCGGCCGCCCGCCCGCCGUGGUGGACGAGUGGGCCGCAAUCAAUACACCAGAGAUCGUGAUGUCAAUGGCAAUGGAGACUCAAGCUUCAUGAUGAAUUCCCCACGGCGCGGACAGUCCCACGACACCAACGGAGAUUCACCUCGAGUGGGUGGGGCCAACGGGACAUAUUUGAACGGCAGUGAGUCAGGGAAGCCUAGCAGACCACGAUAUGUGAACCAACGAACUACUAUGAAUGAAAUGAAGAGACGCGUUGCCGCCAUUCUGGAGUUCAUCUCCCGAAUGCAAGUGGAAAUGGCGUCCGCCGGUGAGAGUACUACACCUCCCGGGAUUAAUAGUGACCGACUUAACGGCAUCCUCAUGAAGGCUGUGAGUGAGCAGCUUGAGAAUGCUAUGGCAUCGACGGUCAGCGAAGCAGACUCUGGUACAGCUACCACUGAUGGUGAAGCUGGGGCCGUAUCGAUGGAAAAGGAAUUCAAGGACUUAAGCAGUGUUGAGAUGAUGGACGUGCUCACACGGCACCUCCUCAAGUGGCAGCAAGAGUAUGGGAAAUUCGGCGAGAGGUGACAACAAUUCUUGCUUUGGGUUCCUCUCUCGUCCUUUCUCAUGUGAUCCAAUUUUUUUUCUUGGGCAAAUAUUUCCACCAGGGAUGCUUUUUGAUGCGUACGAUACCCUGUUCG
Molecule: messenger RNA, 2118 nt
Organism: Aspergillus pseudonomiae
Lineage: Eukaryota; Fungi; Ascomycota; Eurotiomycetes; Eurotiales; Aspergillaceae
Product: putative transcriptional regulator (Cti6)
Exons: 4
Coding region: 161-2005 (614 amino acids)
Biological process (GO): negative regulation of rDNA heterochromatin formation; negative regulation of silent mating-type cassette heterochromatin formation
Cellular component (GO): Rpd3L-Expanded complex; Rpd3L complex
Source: RefSeq, a predicted model, not a curated record